GUUCAAUUGAGAUUAGUACCACAGUUGGCAUUCUAAAACCUUUCUCUCUCUUCUCUUCCACCUUCUCCUAAUUAGAAACAAAAACCUUCUCUUUUAUUCUUUCAUUCGUUUUAGAUUUUGCAUUUGAAAUUUUCCAUAUAUGAAAUAAGUCAAGGAAAGGAGAUUAAACAACAAAGGCUUUUGCAUUUGUGAUCAAUAGCAUUUUCCUCUCAAAAGAAGUUUCCAAUGAUGACAAAUGGAUCCAAAAACAAUGGCUUCUGAAUUUGAAGGAAAAACAUCUUAAUCUUAAUUCUCUAAAGGCAAUAAGCAUUAUUCCCUCCUAAAAAUUCGAUUUUUGCUUCCACAUUUUGCUACCCUAAGGCCACCACCAUUGGGAUCGUGUUUGUGAUUCCUAUAUGACGAUUAGAGGGAUCUACAAUAAAGGUUUCAAGUACAUAUCUCAAAUUUUUGCUGUGAGUGUGAAGGAGAAGGAGAUAGAAAUUGGGUCUCCAACAGAUGUUAAGCAUGUGGCUCACAUUGGAUGGGAUGAUCCCAAUGGAAAUGGACCCACUUGGAUGAAUGAAUUUAAAACUGCACCUGAUUUUUCAACAUCAAUUGGUGCCAAUCCCAAUUCAACGACUAAUCAAGAUUUUGAAGAUACAACAGGAAGCCAAUCAACACCACCAGCUGGGGUUACUAAUAAUGUUCCUAAGAAGCCAAAGAGGAAAAAGGCAAAGGCAACUUCCUCUCCUAAAUCUUCAUCAAGACAAUCAAGAGCACCAAGGUCAAAGGGAGAGAGAAACAACAACAAUUGCUGAUCAACAUUAGAUGGUUUAUCAAGAAUGUUAAAUUGGUGCAUUGAAAAUGGAUUUGGGCAUUGGCAAUUGGCAAUGUUAAUUAAUAGCAAAAACCAUAUGCAAUGCCCUUAAUAUUAGGUACACUAUGGAAUCAAAGAGCAAAACUAUUAAAAUUUCCAUGUUGUUUAGUAUAUCCAAGUUCACUUAGAGAAAAAUCAAAUAUCAUGCUAACAAGGUGGGAGAAAAAUCAUUGAGGAGAAAAAAUGUGGCUACUACUCUUGGGUGUUUGGAUGUGUGUUGGUGAUUGAUUGGUUUUAUGUGAAUUAUAACUAAACCUUAAAUAUAUAAGCUGUAUUGUCAGUUUUGUAGAUUAAAUGAAGAUAUGGAGGAAAACAAAAAUUGUAAAAUAUCUUCAUUUUUAUAAGAUCAAUAUAAGCUAGUAAUUGACUAUUCUUUUUUUUUUUUUUUGGUUA
This is a messenger RNA of Trifolium pratense (red clover), 1249 nucleotides long. Its product is annotated as CRIB domain-containing protein RIC10-like. The record is from RefSeq and is a predicted model, not a curated record. The transcript has 5 exons. NCBI's taxonomy places the organism in Eukaryota, Viridiplantae, Streptophyta, Magnoliopsida, Fabales, Fabaceae. Bases 396 to 797 code for a protein of 133 amino acids.